Paramisgurnus dabryanus is the source of this 2850-nucleotide messenger RNA. Lineage: Eukaryota; Metazoa; Chordata; Actinopteri; Cypriniformes; Cobitidae. The record is from RefSeq and is a predicted model, not a curated record.
AGUCUGGGAACUCCCUUUGAUCGGUCACUGGAGAGUGUACGGUUCUGCUUAAGGUCAUCCACGUCAAGACCGUCCACAUUGAAUGAUAUAUAGAAAUUUGAAAGUGAUGCCAGAAAACAAUAUGUGCGAGAUCGGAUUAGGUAGGCUGGGGAAUGUGGCAUGAAGUCGUGGAGCUUCUUUCACUUUGCGGUCAGGUGAAUAUUGAGCCAUGUUUAUGGUGCUGGUACAGUGUCCAGAGAAAAGGCUGGUGGACAGAGAUUUUCUGCGUUGUGGUCUGUUUAUGGUGGUCUACACUACACAGGUCAUGGGCUCCAGCCUGGAUGAUCUGAUUACUAAACGUGCUGAAUAUCAGGAGAACUGUACCAGAGCCCUGACAGCUACCUUCCCUACUGGAACCGAAAUUUUCUGCAAUGGAACAUUUGACAAGUUUGCCUGUUGGCCACAUUCAUCUCCUGGGAUAAUAUCUGUACCCUGUCCUCCGUAUUUACCAUGGAUCAAAGAAGGCGCUACUGGAAAUGUGUUCAAGGAAUGUACGGUCAACGGGACCUGGAAAACAGAGGAGAAUUCCAGCCUUGUAUGGAGAAAUCAGUCGGAGUGUGAAAACCCUCAUUUUUUUAAGUCUGAGGAAGACAAAGUAUUUCGUCAGUCUGUGUUGAGAGUUAUAUCCAUCGUCGGAUACUCGCUGUCCUUUUCAUCCCUUUCAUUGGCUGUUCUGAUAAUGAGUCGUCUGAGGAAGCUACACUGUACAAGGAACUACAUCCACAUGAACCUCUUUGUAUCAUUCAUACUUAGAGCAACAGCAGUCAUUACUAAAGAGGUUAUAUUACAAGUAAUGUAUUCAAGCCUGCCUAAUGAUGAAAUUGGAUGGAACAGCUACACAAAUUCAGUGGUUUUUUUGAUCUGCAAGGCCUCAAAGGUAUCCAUGGAAUAUUUUGUGGGGUGUAACUACUUCUGGCUUUUGGUGGAGGCAUUGUUUCUGCACACGCUUCUGUUCACUGCAGUGCUGGCCAGGAAAAGACUUCUCAAGACAUACAUGAUUAUAGGAUGGGGCACCCCAUUAUUAUUUGUGAUACCCUGGACUGUUGUCAAAGCGUUGUAUGAAAAUAAAGACUGUUGGUCCAAUAACAUAAGGUGGAUCUGGUGGAUAAUCAGAGGUCCAAUAACAUUAGCAGUGAUUGUUGUUUUUUGCAUUUUUCUUAAAAUCAUCAAACUUUUGCUGUCAAAGUUAAAAGCUGACCAGUUAAAAUUCACCGACUACAGAUACAGUUUAGCCAAAGCAACACUUGUGUUGGUUCCUCUGCUCGGUGUCCAUGAGAUCGUCUUUACCAUAAUCAUUGAUGAAUCCGUUGACGGAAGCAACCGCUAUGCUCGAAACUUCAUCAAUCUAACCCUGAGCUCUUUCCAGGGUCUUAUAGUUGCAGUGCUGUACUGCUUUGCUAAUGGAGAGGUCCAGGCUGAGCUAAAAAAGAGGUGGCAGGUGUUUCUUUUUUCCAACCGCUUUGAGGUCCACAACUGCUUUGCAGACAUGCAUCCCAAAUAUUUGUGGAAGUGUUCACAGAAGAAUCCCAGACAGGCCGCAGAACAGAGUGAAUCCAAUACAGAAGGAAACCACAACAUCACCCAGGGACAACUAAUGCAAGUGUGUGUCCAAUCAACGGAAGAUGUGCCUUGUGGACGAAAUACAGGCCUGGAGUUUUACACCAGAAAGAGUCUCUCCAGCAGUGAUGGGGAAAUGACUUUCGGAGAAACAGUGGAGGAAGUCAUAGAGGAGAGUGAGUUUUAAAUAACUCAUGGUCAUUGGUUCAUUCUUGGGAUUCAUUUUUGUAUAAAAAUGUAAUUGAGAUGUAUAUUUCUAUAUAUUAAACACUGUAAAUUGCGUUUUGAUAAAAAAAAUUUGUAUGAAAGGACUAAAAUUAUUGAAAGGAUAUAUGAAAGGGCUAAAAAAAAUUAAAGAAGCUCCACAAUAUAGAAUUUAAUUUUUUCACAAUUGUUGUAAAUAAUGCAUCAACAAACAUGAGAUAAUUGAGACCUAUGGUAGUUUAAAUAAAAAAAUUACCUGGUGUAUUAUCUAGAUUAUAAAUUGAUUGUUGUGGCUUUAGCCUCAAUUUUUUAUAUUUACUUUAUAAAUAUGAACAUAAUAGCCAGUCCAUCUUUGGCUGAAACACAAAAUGCUGCUAUCACAACAUCACAUUUCAGAAUUUAUUAUAAUUUUUUAUAAUUUUUUCGAAACACAAACUGUGUUCACUUUGUAAAAAGCAUUAAAGAACAAUACUAAUAUGAUUUUUGAUGAUUUUUUUAAUGUGAAAUAUUACAAAAGGUUAUGUACAUAGCUAAUUUACGUGUUACACAUGAACAGUGUGGACACAGGGACUGAAUACAAUAUAUUUUCACAAAGGACUGCUUACAUUUUAAAGUAUUUCAUGUCAGUAAGUGUCUAGAUGAACAUUUAUGCAGAUAUUGAUACAUUUUAGGUUUGUGAAAUAUCUGUUAUUUUGGUGAGCAUGCCUGUACAGAACUGUAAAUCAAAAGUAUAACAUUGCACAUCCACUUUUACACAUAUAUUAUUUAUAAAAAAAAAUUCAAACUAAAACAAGAUGUAUAAAUUAAUUUGCUUGGACAGAAAUUAUUUAAAAAUCGUAUUGCUUCUUCUCUUUGAGCCUUUCUUGGACCUUUGAAGGUUCAUCAAACUGAAUCAGUCUGAGGAUGUUCUUAUUCUCCAUGACUCCUUGAAUGAACUCUCCCUCUGUUAUUUUACCUGACAAGAAAAAAAACAAUAACCUGUCAGUUUUGUUCUGGAAAAAUACUCUUCAAAGCUCAAUAAAAGAAAAACUGUCUAUAUUAAAAAAUUUC